UGGUUAACAACCUCCAUAAACCCUAAUUACUUCCGCCACUCUUUUUUACUUGGUUGCUAGCUAAAAAGAUGGGAAGCGACACCGAAGCAGAGAAGUCGAUUCAAAAGGAGAAUAAGAAGAAGGUUAUCUCUCUUGCCCCUAUCGCUAAACCUCUCGCCGGCAAAAAGCUACAGAAGAGAACAUUUAAACUCAUUCAAAAAGCUGCUGGAAACAAAUGCUUGAAGAGAGGCGUCAAGGAAGUUGUCAAGAGCAUAAGACGUGGCCAGAAAGGAUUAUGUGUUAUAGCUGGAAACAUAUCUCCCAUUGAUGUGAUUACCCAUCUUCCAGUCUUGUGUGAAGAAGCUGGUGUUCCAUACGUCUACGUUCCAUCUAAAGAAGAUCUCGCGCAAGCCGGGGCAACAAAACGACCCACUUGUUGUGUCUUGGUCAUGCUUAAACCGGCCAAAGGUGAACUAAGCGCGGAAGAUCUUAAACAGCUGAAGACAGACUACGAACAAGUCUCUGACGAUGUUAAAGAGCUUUCAACUUCAGUAAUCUGAUUAGGCACUAGAAUCAAAGAAACACAUGUUGCGCCUUAUAGUGGCACACAUGUUGUGCCUUAUAGUGGCUAAUUUGGUAUUGAAUAUGAUGAGAGUGAUUAAGGCCCCCUUAUAAUGAUUUUUGGGUUUUGUACUAGCGAUUGUAAUUUAGGAUCAUAAAACAUUGUUUCUUUCUAUCAAGUGAUGUUUGAUU
Molecule: messenger RNA, 732 nt
Organism: Raphanus sativus (radish)
Lineage: Eukaryota; Viridiplantae; Streptophyta; Magnoliopsida; Brassicales; Brassicaceae
Product: H/ACA ribonucleoprotein complex subunit 2-like protein
Exons: 4
Coding region: 69-539 (156 amino acids)
Biological process (GO): snRNA pseudouridine synthesis; rRNA pseudouridine synthesis
Cellular component (GO): box H/ACA snoRNP complex; nucleolus
Molecular function (GO): box H/ACA snoRNA binding
Source: RefSeq, a predicted model, not a curated record